AUGGUGGUGUCCUCCGCAGCGCCGGCGUGCCGGGACAUGGCGCCCUCCCUCGGCAUUCCGACGGUCGACAUGUCCGCGCCAGCGGGGCGCGCGGAGCUGUCGCGGGAGAUGGUCGAGGCGUUCGCGGAGCGCGGCUUCUUCAAGGCGGUCAACCACGGCGUGCCGCCGCAGGUGGCCGCCCGGUUGGACGCGGCCAGCACGGCGUUCUUCGCGCAGCCGGCACCGGAGAAGCAGGCAGCCGGGCCGCCGGACCCCCUGGGGUACGGAAGCCGGAGCAUAGGGUCCCACGGCGACGUCGGCGAGCUGGAGUACCUGAUCCUCCACACGGACCCCGAGGCGGUGGCGCGCAAGGCCAAGGCCAUCGAUAGGGAGGACCCUUCACGGUUCAGCGAGGCGGUGAACGAGUACGUCCAGGCCGUGAGGCACCUCGCGUGCCAGAUUCUUGACCUGCUGGGCGAGGGGCUGGGCCUCCGGGACCCGUCGUCCUUCAGCAAGCUCAUCUCAGCCACGGACAGCGACUCCCUCGUCAGGAUCAACUACUAUCCACCAGCAGCCGCCGGCGAUGGCGACGUCAAAGGCCCGAGCUCCGUCGGGUUCGGCGAGCAUUCCGACCCGCAGAUCCUCAGCGUCCUCAGGGCCAACGACGUCGACGGCCUGCAGGUGCUCUUGCCGGACGCUCGCGGCGAGGACGCCUGGGUGCAGGUGCCGGCCGACCCUGCAGCCUUCUUCAUCAACGUCGGCGAUCUCCUUCAGGCUCUUACAAAUGGGAGACUGGUGAGCAUCCGGCACAGGGUGAUGGCUAGCACCACCAAGCCGAGGCUGUCCGCGAUCUACUUCGCGACGCCGGCGCUGCACGCCAACAUCUCCGCGCUCCCGGAGACGGUGACCGCCGACAUGCCGCGCCGGUAUAGGCCGUUCACCUGGGCCGAGUACAAGAAGACGAUGUACACGCUCCGCCUGAGCCACAAUCGCCUCGACCUCUUCAAAGUCUUAGUCGAUGAAGGGGGUGAUCAAGAAUAGCCAAGUUUAAAUCCAUAUCCAAGAUGAUGGUGCAUAUGGUAUAGAGAUGUAGAGUUGUAUACGAAAUUUUGUCUCUUUGGCAGCUAUGAACUGCUGAUUUGUUUGUGUUAUUAUUAUCCUGAUGGUAGCAGAAGAAUAGCCGACUCAUGGUUGUGCAGAUGUAACUGUGUAGUAGUUCUAUGAAGAUAUG
This is a messenger RNA of Lolium rigidum, 1210 nucleotides long. RefSeq names its product gibberellin 2-beta-dioxygenase 2-like. The transcript is spliced from 3 exons. The coding region runs from base 1 to 1020 and encodes 339 amino acids. The record is from RefSeq and is a predicted model, not a curated record. NCBI's taxonomy places the organism in Eukaryota, Viridiplantae, Streptophyta, Magnoliopsida, Poales, Poaceae. Gene Ontology annotation, biological process: response to light stimulus; gibberellin catabolic process.